CUUGCCCUCGUCGUCCACCACGACACCCUCCUGCCUCCUUUUACGACCAGCUGCGGACGAACACAGCCCAGAUAUCUCGUCUCAGACCUUGACUUGCGAGAACACCAACUUCUCAGACUGGAAUAUUGACGAUGGCUUUCGGUUUGACUAUCGGGACGGAGCGGGCGACGGCCUUGCAGACAUCAAUCCAAGAUGAACUCACGAAGAGGGGUUACAGUACGGAGGCUGACCCAGUCAUGGCUGAAUACAUCACAAUUAUGAUCAUCAAUAACAAGACGAAAGAGCAAAUAUCUUCGGAGCUGGAAGAUCUGAUUGGAACAGAGUUUGAUCCUACUUUCGUCGAUUGGCUUUUCGAAGAAGCCGCCAAAGGCGCGCCUGAUGCAGCACCCCCCGCUCCCGAAGCCUCGACAUCCACUCAGCGCCGCGAAUCUCCCCCACACUUGGCAGAGACAGUACGAAAACCGCCAAGCGGUCCUCGCGCUGGCGCACCGCUCUACCAGCAAGCCAUCUCACAGGCCAUUCCUUCCACCUCCCCAACCGCACAGAAGCGCUUAGCGUCCGCGCGCUCACCUUCACCCACCGGCCAUGCCAACAAAUCCCGACGUAUGGACGGGCCUCCAACUGGCCCACGCGCGAUGCAGCACGGAGGUGGUGGCCCGCGGAGUCUGCUCGACCGCAUGGGCCCCUCACGCAACGGUCACGCACCAUUUGCGCAAGAUGACAUCCAAGCGCGGAUAGACAAUAUCACCAACGGCUCGCCGGACGCGAACAUGAUGAUGAUGGGUGGCGGCUUCCCGAUGGGCGGCAUGGGCGGCCUGGAUAUGGCGAUGGGGAACCCGGUGAUGCUGCAGGAGAUGAUGAUGAACCAGAUGGCGCUCAUGACGCAGAUGGCGGGGGCUAUGGGCAUGAUAAACGGUGGCUUUCCGAUGCAGCAAGGCAUGGGUGGGGACAUGGGGAUGUUCAACGGGGGCAUGAACGGGGUGCAGGGGCAACAGGCGGGUGGGAUGGACAAUGGCAGGGGGAGAGGGCGGGGGAGAGGCGGUCCUCGUGGUGCCGGCCGUGGCAGAGGAGGUCAACCCAGUCACAACGCUCCUAUGCACGCCGCAAACGGAGCGCCGAAUGGUGCCCAGCAAGCACCGUUGACACCUAGUGCUCCCGCACCUGCCGUAGUCGCGCCAACACCUGUCCAGGUCGCACCUCCUCUAGCGAUUACGCCCUCGACAAGCGGAUCUGCACAGAGCCACUCGGCAUUUGUACCCCCUGAGCGACCACAAUCACCGACGCUCUGCAAGUUCGGUCUGAAAUGCACGAACGCGCUCUGUCGAUACUCCCACCCAUCCCCUGUGGCCACGCCAGAGAGUGGUGUGGUCCUGAGCAACGAAGCCUGCGUAAAUGGCAAGAACUGCAAGGACAAGGACUGUAUCAAGGCCCACGUCAGCCCUGCUGUGCUGAACCCUAAUGCAGAACAACUCAAACCCAGCACGUAUUCGUCUCCCGCACCUCCGGUGACCCACUCGCACCCACAAUCCCCGACGCUCUGCCGAUAUGGCGCUGCAUGCACGCGGCCCAACUGUACCUUCGCCCAUCCUUCCCGUGCACCGAGUAACGCUGCCUCCAUACCCUGCAAGUUCGGCACGGCAUGCACACGGGCGAACUGCCCAUUCCAGCACCCUGAAGGCCGCGUGCUUCCGACGUCGUUCCACCGCGGGCUUUCGGCGACCGGCCCAAUAGAGACCAUCCCUGCGCCACAGACGGGCACCAUGGGCGCGUCCAGCCAUCACAAGAGCAUGACGUUCAACAAGAGCCAGAGUGCCGCGGAGCUGGAGAAGAAAGUCAAGGAGAUGGAGGAGAAGAAAACCGAGGCGGAAAAGGCUGUCGCGCAAGCCAAGGCUGCGGCUGCUGGCAAGAAGGACGGUGCGACGGGCUCCGUGGCAAUCAGCGCAUGAACGACAUUCGUGGUUGUGAACAGUCGCAAUCUCGCGACUCGUUGAUACGACUUAUUCGAACGAACAGUAGAUAUCUGUAUGAUAUGUCUCGCUAACUAGCAUGUGCUUUGCAACUUCCUCGCGGUGAAAUGUCUUGUCUAAUUAGCUCCAAGUAGCUGUAGUAGGGUGCUGGUGGAAUACAGUCACAGACGUCUUGGUGGUCAUCAAUGUAUGACCACCGCCCACCCUC
Fomitopsis serialis is the source of this 2175-nucleotide messenger RNA. RefSeq lists its product as uncharacterized. The transcript is spliced from 7 exons. The record is from RefSeq and is a predicted model, not a curated record. Lineage: Eukaryota; Fungi; Basidiomycota; Agaricomycetes; Polyporales; Fomitopsidaceae. Gene Ontology annotation, cellular component: nucleus; cytoplasm. Gene Ontology annotation, biological process: regulation of mRNA stability. Gene Ontology annotation, molecular function: poly(A) binding. Bases 132 to 1946 code for a protein of 604 amino acids.